AUGCGGAUCAUUUUAACUAUCAUAACGCAUACAAUCUUGACGAUUGUAUUAUCUGUUUUGGAAGCUCAAGCAGCAGGAUCGUCACAAGGCAGCGAUCAUAGUCAAAAUCAAAAGCUCGAAGAUGCAAGGAAAGCUAGGGAUGACACGACCUCAAAAAUGAGAGUCAUGGUUCGCGGAAAAGCGUUGAAUUUGAAUAAAGUUCAAGACGUCAAACUUGGCAAAGGAUUGAAAUCCUAUCUUCCAUUCACGGAAGAUUUUACAUAUAGGCGAUUGCAAAAUAAAGAGCGCAAGCAAAGUGAUCGUGUAAGUAAACUUGAACGAGGAACAAAUCUUUCCUCUUCUCAUCAAUCGCCGCAAUCGCAACAUUUGAGUGGUUUCGGAAGCCCUCACAACAGGCAAGGAUCUACAUCACCGGGCAGUCAUGCAGAUGAGCUUCAAUUUCAAAGGUCUCCCAGCGCUUCUUCAAGCGGUUCGUCAAGCGGAGCUAGAAGUCCAAGUCACGGUCGGGAUGAGCGUGAAAAGAUGCUGGUUCAGCUCUCGAAUAAGAAAGGUGAACCUGUUAGACAAGGAGGCAGAGAUGACAAGGGGAAGGGAAAAGCGAUCGCUCGCAGUCCAACUUUGGUACAUAAAGGCUCUUCCUCUGAUUCGGCACAUUCUCUUUCUCAUGGUGGCAGCAGCGAAAGACAUAGAGAGGAAUUAUAUGAAUAUCAAAACAGUCGUUCUUUGCCAGUCGGUCUUGGCCACCAAGGCAGAUCUGGUGGGCUUGGUAGUUUCGCAUUUCACUCUCCUGCACAUUCUGAAUCUGGUAUUAAUAGAGGGGGAGGAGACUCUUUUAGAUCUGCCGGUCGCUCUUCCAGAUCUGGCGCUCAAUCUGUUGGGAGAUCUAGCGUGGGAUCUGGAGGAUCACUUAGAUCCGGUGGGCUAAGUCCAGUGGGCAAAGAUAUCGAGAAGAGAAUAAAGGGUCUUGAAGGAGAUCAUCAAAAGGCACUCCGUGAAAUCUUGGUAAAGGGAACAGGAAUUCGUUCGAGUAAAAAAGUGCUUGAGAAGGAGGAGAAAAUCGCAGAAAUUGAUCAAGAGUUAUACAAGAAACAUCGUCCUGCACCACUAAGUGCUGCGAUGAAAUACGUUCCUCAUACACACGAGUGGGACAGGAGAAAAGCUAUGGCUUCACAUGAUAAACAUUUACGACGAAUGGAAGAUGUAGUAAGUGAUGUGAGCCUGCAUGCGCAAGAAGGAAAGAUGAAAUUGGACGUGCUUACGGAUAUCAGUAAAAAUGUUGAUGAACAAAACCGACAUCGAAUGAUGAUGAAGCAAGAAAAGGCACAAACUCCCAAAUCUAAAAGACUUCCACCAUUACAUCCCUAA
Meira miltonrushii is the source of this 1365-nucleotide messenger RNA. RefSeq lists its product as uncharacterized. The transcript has a single exon. The record is from RefSeq and is a predicted model, not a curated record. Lineage: Eukaryota; Fungi; Basidiomycota; Exobasidiomycetes; Exobasidiales; Brachybasidiaceae. Bases 1 to 1365 code for a protein of 454 amino acids.